AUGCUUCUGCACUACAGGUUAUGGCCCUAUAUAACUUCCGCUGCACUACGUCACUCUAAUUCAAGACAUUUUUCUCUUGUGCUUCCAUCUUUGCCCUACCUUUCUCACGUACGCGCAGCAACUCACGCACUCGAAAUGUCAGAAUUACUAAAGCCCUCUAUCGAGGCAAAGCCUACAUCUAAUGACACUAUUGUGCCUGAUUAUGUGCAAAUAAAUAACAUCAUAUUUGCUACAUCAGACGAUGUCAAAACUUCCUUAAAGGAAGUCCAAAGAAAAACAGAAGUUUGGACACUGACAGAACGACUCGGUAACAUUGAGAAAAUAUGUACUAUUCCGAAACUAACAUCAUCGAACUGGAACUCCUACUUUGAAUCAAUAAAACGGCUAAUUUCUGUCACAGAAACAGCCUGCGUUUUCCUUCCUGUUACACCAUCUACUAAGGCUAUCAUAAUAUGGUCUGCGUGGUGGGCUGCUAAAUUAAAAGAAUCAGCUUCACACAUCAAGAUAAAUGACAAUGAAACUCCUCUCUUUGUUUUAACCACCAUCGUCAGUCAAACACAGGCGGCGAUGCGCUCAAACUUAAUUGAAAUCAUUAAUAGAUUUUGGACUUUUCAGCCCAGCAACAACAUGUCGCUAUCGAAGUUUUUUGUAGAAUAUGAAAUACGUCUAAAUGAGUUCAAGCAAAAUAACACGAUUACUCCGGAAUUGAAACGUCAAAUGAAGUACUUACUAUUAAGUAGUAUACAAAAAUUGGACUCUAACCUUGCAAUUCGAUGUCGAAACUGUUCGUUUGAAGAGCUUCUUGCUGAAUGUUAUCAAUACAAAAGAUGCUACUCUAUUCUUCCCCAAAUGUAA
Blumeria graminis f. sp. triticale is the source of this 855-nucleotide messenger RNA. Lineage: Eukaryota; Fungi; Ascomycota; Leotiomycetes; Helotiales; Erysiphaceae. The record is from the annotation of a GenBank genome assembly.